AUGCAUCGUCUUUUUGCUGAGCUGGAGCCAUCUUUAACCGUCACAGAGCAAAACCUGGCAGACCGAGUUCGGUAUAUCUUGCGCUCAAAUAUAUUUGAUGUCGCCGAACUCGAACGGCUACGACGUGAGGCUGUUCCCUCGUCGGAUGAGAAUGCUACGGCUGAGGAUGCGGCGCCACAAAUGGUAGAGCAACCCGCAAACGUGGAUGCCGCCGUGAAUACCCCAGUUGUGGUUGAUUCAAGCGAUGAUGGAACAGUCACCCAGGAACUGGAAUUAGAGCAUAUGAGGAGUACAUUGGAAGAGGCGAUUGUGGAAACGCGCAGUACGCCUCUCGAAAAUCGACCGCGACUUCCCCGCAUAGCCCUAAGCAAGCGGAAUCGGGCUGUCGUGAGGGCUCUGAACCCAAUGCUGGUGACCUAUUUGGAAUCCAGCCGGGACCUUUUGCGAGACGGACUCAAUUCUUUUUGGCGCCGCGCUGGCAGUCUGCCGUAUCAUAGGCGCCAAGGUUUCCACGGCUGGACGCGCUACUGGCUAUAG
Messenger RNA from Parnassius apollo (apollo), 537 nucleotides. Lineage: Eukaryota; Metazoa; Arthropoda; Insecta; Lepidoptera; Papilionidae. The record is from the annotation of a GenBank genome assembly.